Chiroxiphia lanceolata (lance-tailed manakin) is the source of this 1069-nucleotide messenger RNA. Its product is annotated as PHD finger protein 7-like. The transcript is spliced from 7 exons. The record is from RefSeq and is a predicted model, not a curated record. Gene Ontology annotation, cellular component: nucleus. The coding region runs from base 320 to 1069 and encodes 249 amino acids. NCBI's taxonomy places the organism in Eukaryota, Metazoa, Chordata, Aves, Passeriformes, Pipridae.
ACGAGAGGAGAAGGAAGAGGAGGGACAGCGCUGCCCAGGGAGAGCCUCAGAGCUUGGGGCUCUUGGCCUGUGCUGCAGCUACAGUCACCUCGCCCUUCUCAGACUCAGUGAAGGAGCAUUUUGACGAGGCUACAGUGGAUAGGAAAAAAGGAGGAGAAGGCGGACAGAGACAGGAGUCAGGGGCAGUAGGGGGGCCCUAACCCCCCGGGCUCUGCCCCUCUGUUGCAAACGCCUCUCGCUUCUUUUGCACAGACAGUGGAGGAGCACCUGGAGGAGACCUCGGUGUUCCAAGGACAGGGACUCCCUGCUGACAGUCACCAUGUCACACAGGGAGGAGGAGGCCCCCAGAGGGAGGGAGCCAGCAUGCCUGCUGUGUCAGCGAUCCGAGGCUAACCUGGACAUCUGUGGGGAAAAACUCUUCAUACAUGGGCUCUGUGCCCACGAGUUCUGCCUGUUUUUUGCCACCAACUUUCCUGACCGCCCGGUUCAUCGAGGAGGACUCUGGUGUCUUCCCUCAUGGGAGAUCCGAGCUGUAGUCUCCCUGGCGGCUCAGCAGAUCUGCUGCAUCUGUGGCCAGAGAGGGGCCACCAUUUCCUGCUGUAGAAGAAACUGUGACCUGAGCUUCCACCUGCCCUGUGCCAAGCAGGGAGGCUGUGUCACCCAGUUCUGCAGACCAUUCAGGGCCUUCUGCCCCGCACACAGCCCAGAGCAGGCAGUGGAGGCGACACCAGAGCCAGGCACCCAAUGCCUCAUCUGCAUGGAGCCUGUGGAGGACAGAAAGACCUUCAACACCCUGGUGUGCCCAGCCUGCAAAACCACCUGGUUCCACAGGGACUGCAUCCAAGGACAGGCUCUGCAUGCUGGUCGUUUCUCCUUCCAGUGCCCCCUCUGCAGAAAUGAUGAGGCAUUUAUAAGAGAUAUGUUCACCGUGGGGAUCCAAAUCCCCUUGAGGCCACCAUCAUGGGGGAGCUUUAAUGCAUUCGAUGAGAUGGGAGACAGACACAGGCACUGUGAUGCCAGUGAGUGCCUUUUUCCAGGAGGCAGGCAGGAGGCAGAGGAGGAAGGGUAA